Williopsis jadinii is the source of this 1155-nucleotide messenger RNA. Its product is annotated as alpha/beta-hydrolase. Lineage: Eukaryota; Fungi; Ascomycota; Saccharomycetes; Phaffomycetales; Wickerhamomycetaceae. The record is from RefSeq and is a predicted model, not a curated record. Gene Ontology annotation, biological process: lipid metabolic process. The transcript has a single exon. The coding region runs from base 1 to 1155 and encodes 384 amino acids.
AUGGCAGAACUCAUUAGUCAAGUAUCAAGCUUGUCCAGCAAAAUCCAAUCAGAAACCAAGUUCUUGGGUGAGCCAGAACAAACAAGUGAAGGUCGUCGUGCCUCCAGUAGAUGGAGCUAUGCCACUCCAAAGUUUAGCAAGUCAAAGGAGGAAAUGUUGAAGGACUUACCAACUGCAUACCCAGCUGUUGUCAACUGUGCAAACUUCUCUAAGCUUGCUUACAAGCCAUUGAGUCAAGGCAAAUCCUACGAUUUGAUUGAUGGUGAUUCAAACGCAAAGAUGUUUAAGGAUGUGUUUGGCUCAAAAGUUGAUGAUGAAUUGACCGUAUUAGAGUCUUUCACUGAUAAAUCUGUCAGUGGAUACUUGGGUAAAGUCGAUUCCUCGAAGUCUAUUGUUGUCGCCUUUAAAGCUGGUCUUGAGUUAUUGACAUCAUCCACUUCCGAUUACAAGCCAUUGACAAAGGCAAAUCCACACUUGUCAGGUUUGAAAGUCAUGUCCACAUUACAAGACUCAUUGAGUGCCUUGGAAUCAAAAUUUGCAAUUGUUGAGACUCUUAAGAGCACCAUGGACAAGUACUCAGGGUACAAGCUGUACAUUGUGGGACACUCCGUUGGUGGCUCAAUUGCAGCACUCUUUGGUUUUGAAGCACAAAACUUGGGUUAUAAGCCAACCAUUGUGACCUUUGGUGCGCCAAAAGUUGGAACAGACACCACCCCAUCAAACUAUCUGAAGAAGAUUGUCAAGCUAUUUGAGAUUCUGAGUGAUGUCAUCGACAAAGCCGACAUGUUUGAGCACAUUACUAGUUCUAAAUUUGCAGUCUUCAUCAACGUUGAAACUGUUGGUGAUGUUGUUCCAACACUACCACUGUCGUUCCAAAAGCUGGGUGGUGUUCCAUUCUUCCUAAAAGAUGUUGCCCCAGACUACCCACAGUUCUUGUACACACAGGAUGUCGACUACAGAUUGAACUCUAGAAGUGCUAUUAGACAAGGCUCAAGAUACAACAAAGGUCUCGUCGAUUCAGGUGCUUCAUUGGAGAGUAAACUCAAAGAGUUGUUUGAAUCUGUUGAAGAUUAUUCCCUAGAAGAGGUUGCAAAGUCGUCAAAGAAAGCUGAUUACUUGGUGAGCUUUGAAACCACUCUCAAGAGCAAGUUGUAA